Molecule: messenger RNA, 843 nt
Organism: Trypanosoma rangeli
Lineage: Eukaryota; Euglenozoa; Kinetoplastea; Trypanosomatida; Trypanosomatidae
Product: ADP-ribosylation factor GTPase activating protein
Exons: 1
Coding region: 1-843 (280 amino acids)
Molecular function (GO): GTPase activator activity
Source: RefSeq, a predicted model, not a curated record
AUGCCGGAAGGGAUGCAGCACAGCAAUAGGGAGACUAAGGAGCGGCAGCGCAAAUAUCACCAUCGCAAGGGUCACAAGGAGAAGGUGGCUUCUUCCAAAGUGGUUGCCGUGGCAGCGGAGGAGGAAACAGUGGAGGACUGGGAUGCCAACCGGGAGCGCGUUGAACGCCUCUGUCAGAUUUACCCAAACAAUAUCUGCAAUGACUGCAACAACAACGGCACACGCUGGGCAUCUGUAAACCACGGCGUUUUUUUGUGCAUCCGUUGCUCUGGCAUUCACCGCUCGCUAGGGGUGCACAUCUCAAGGAUUAAGUCAACGAACAUGGACAAGUGGCAUGCGUCGGAGGUGGCAAUGAUGGAGGUCAUUGGCAACGAAAGGGGUAAGUCGCUUUAUGAGGCACGUCUGCCGAAAGGAAUGAAGUCUAUGACGGGGGCGGAGCCGGAGUUGACGCUCAGGACAUUUAUUACGCAAAAAUAUCAGGAAAAGGCAUUUGCAGUGGAAAAUGUAAAAGAAGUGCUGCAUCAGUGUCAUAAACAGACGCGAUACGGAAGGAGGCCACGAAAAAGUGACACCAAGGCUCACAUACACGGAAGCGAGUUGGAUACUGCGGCCAAGGGAGGGAAUGCAUCGCAGCGUGAGGACACAAUGAAGGCACUGUACGGCGUCAACGCCGAGGCCAUAUCCAAAAAGUCAAAAAAGGCGAGACCUCUCCACGGCACCUUUGGUGUCGUCAAUGUCCCACCCGACGAGUACGAGGAACGACGACGGGAACUUCUGACAUAUUUUUGUGUAGCGGAACCCCCUCCCUCACCCGUGGCGGCGGCAGCGGCAGCAGCAGCUUGA